AUGGCCGGACCACCGCCGCCUCUCCCGCCGUACGUCGUCGUCUUCGGCCCCGACGCAAACUGCACCCUCGACAUCUGCGACAUCCACUACAGCCUGUACAGGUACCGCCCGAACCUCGCCGUCAACGCCCUCUUCCUCGCCCUCUACGGCAUCGCCGGCCUCGUCCACAUCUUCCUCGGCAUCCGCUGGCGCUCCUACUGGUUCAUGACCUUCAUGGUCCUCGGCUGCCUCAGCGAGAUCGUCGGCUACAUCGGCCGCAUCAUGCUCUACCACAACCCCUUCGCCUUCGUCCCCUUCAUGCUGCAAAUCGUCUUCAUCACCAGCGGCCCCGUCUGGUACACCGCCGCCAUCUACGUGACCCUCUCCAAAGCCAUACUGGUGUCAGAACGCCAUAACCGAGAGACAAAAGCGCUGACUCAGGCGGAACACAUUAGCAUCACCCACCUCGGGCCCGAACUCGCACGCCUCCCUCCCAAGGCGCUCUACUGGGUCUUCAUCGCCCUGGACGUGUCGUGCCUGGUGAUCCAGGCCGCCGGCGGCGCCAUCAGCACCGAUUCCAAGGGCGACUCGGACCUGGGCGUCAACCUGGCCAUGGGCGGCCUCGUCAUCCAGGUCGUCGUGAUCGUCGUCUUCUGCGCCGUCUUCGCCGACUACAUGAUCCGGUACACGCGGUCGAGCUACACGCGCAAGCUCAUGCAGCGCGAGAAGAUCUUUUUCGGGUUCCUGGCGCUGGCCGUCGCGCUCAUCCUCGCGCGGUGCUCGUACCGUGUCGAUGAGCUGAGCGAGGGGUACUCCAACUCGACGAAGGUUACGGACGAGGGGCUGUUUAUCGGCUUGGAGGGAGUACUGAUUGUUCUCGCUGUUUUCUCGCUGUGUCUUGGACACCCCGGCCUCGCUUUCGAGAACAAGACCGAGAGGGCCGAGGACAGAAAGGAGUCGCAGGCGAGCGUGGAGAGUGCUAUGAGCGAGACGACGGACAAGGGCAGGUCGAGACACGUUUCUUAG
Messenger RNA from Colletotrichum gloeosporioides, 1005 nucleotides. RefSeq lists its product as uncharacterized. The record is from RefSeq and is a predicted model, not a curated record. Bases 1 to 1005 code for a protein of 334 amino acids. The transcript has 3 exons. NCBI's taxonomy places the organism in Eukaryota, Fungi, Ascomycota, Sordariomycetes, Glomerellales, Glomerellaceae. Gene Ontology annotation, cellular component: plasma membrane; fungal-type vacuole.